AUGUCAGCACCUGAGGAAAAAGACUUUAGCGUGGACCGCGCUACGCGACCUGAAAAGCCCGGUACCUUGGGUAAAGAGGUCAUGAUAAAGGCCAACUUCAUAGGUGUAACAAAAUUUAGUUAUCCCGAAGUGCAUUAUUAUUCUUUUGAAAUCGUUGACCAAAAAAAAAAAAAGGCGGGUAGAAAAGAUUCGGAUAGAGUAUUUCUACAAAUGAAAGUGACCAAAAAAUUUGGGACAAACACUUAUCCAACCUUUGAUGGUGGUCAAGUAUAUUCACCAACCGAACUUGCAAUAGGUCACAGUAAACAAACAAGGAGUUAUGAUAUUACAGUUCCCGUGGAAGCUGACGGCUCAGGACGUGAAAAAACUUUUAAAGUCGAAAUAAAACAUCAAGGAACGAUCGUCCUAACUUCCAUUGGAGAUUACGUUAAGGAUAAUUCAAAAACUCCUUGGGAUGGUAGUAUUCAAAGUAAUUUGACUGUUUUGAAUGCCUUCGCAAAUAAUAAAGUUCGAUCAGAGUACUUAUCGGUGGGAAAAAAGGCCAUAUUUCCACCAUCUCGCGAUAACAGACCAAUUUAUUUACCGGGAGGCAUUGAAAUGAAACAAGGAUUCUAUCAGUCAAUAAGACCUGGAUGGGGUAGACUUGUAAUAAAUGUGGAUAUUUGUGCUACCACUUUUUAUCCAGCGGUACCUGUAAUUGAUAUUAUACCCAAAAUCGUUAAACAUCCUCGCGACAGACACGAAAAAUCAAGGGAUGAUUUACGUCGCGGUCUUGAUCGAAAAGAAAUUGAUGUUCUGAACUGGUAUCUUAAAGGCGUCAUGAUGUUUGUUACCCACAGAUCAGAUAAUCGCAAACCAAAGUAUAAAGUUUCUUAUGUCGAUCAUCAACCAGCUGAUCUAGCUAAAUUCAGGCAAGGCAAUAAAGAGACCACAGUUGCAAAAUAUUUUAGAGAAAAUUAUGGACAAUCCUUGCAAUUUCCGCGGUUACCAUGUAUUGUCGUUGUUAAACCACAAGAUAAGUCAAAAUCAUAUUUUCCUAUUGAAGUUUGUGAAAUCUAUAAACAAAUGCCUGAUGAUGCUCGAAGAGAAAUGGUUCAAAGAACCGCCGUUAAACCAUGGGAUAGAUUUGAUCGUAUCGAGGGAGCUAUUAAAGGAAUCUUUAGACACAACAACGACGAAAACUUGCGCUCGAUUGAUUUGGUUACAGAUCCCGAAUUUAUCAAGCUUAAAGCUCGCGUUCUCCCACCACCAAAACUAACGUCUAAUGGUGCGAAUAUUAACCCACAGGGGGGACGUUGGGAUUUAAGAAGAUUUACUGACUGUCCUGAUAUCUAUAAUUGGUCGGUAAUGGUGUUUGAAAACAGAAGUUAUUUCCCUCCAGAAGUAGUAAGAAAUGCAAUGAAACAACUACGUAAUUCUUUGCACGAAAAAGGCUUAAAUGUCUCAACAGAUCCUUAUAUCGAAUAUGGCAGUCCACAUGGCGAUUAUGAAAAAUCGUUAGCGCUCGCUUACCAAAAAGCUCGGAUAAAAAAAGAUAGACCACCCCAGCUUAUUAUUUGUAUAAUUCAGAAAAAAGUUUUGGGAGCAUCAGGCAUUCACGCCCAAAUAAAACGUAUUUGUGGUACAAUACUUGGUGUGGUUUCGCAAUGUAUUGUUGCAAACAACAUGAAAGGUCCUAAUCCCAAUCGCUGGAGGCAAAUCUGUGGUAAUAUUUCUCUGAAAGUUAACGGAAAAUUAGGUGGUAAAAACUGUGUUUUGGCCGAAAGAGAACUCAAUUUUGGAACAAAUAAAUCGUAUAUGGUCUUUGGUGCUGAUGUAUUCCAUCCUGGUCGUGAAGAAAAAGGACGGCCAAGUGUUGCUGCAGUUUGCGCGUCAAUGGAUAAAUCUGUUACUAGAUACGUAGGCCGAUACAGCAUGAAUAGAAAGAUAAGGAAUGAAACCAUCGAGAAUCUCGAGGGGAUGGUGGCAGACUUGAUAAAGCAAUUUCAAAGAAGAAACGAUGUACUGCCUUUCCAAAUUGUGUUCUACCGUGACGGUGUCGCUGAAGGUCAAUUUGAGCACGUUCUCCAUGAAGAAGUUAAGGCACUAAAACGCGCCUUUGAUCGAAUUUACGGUGAAAAAGACGUAAAACCACAAUUAACAUUUAUUAUUGUGCAAAAACGUCAUCACGCACGAAAAGAAGAUUCCGAUAGAAGCGGUAAUUGCCAACCUGGAACAAUUGUGGAUACUGAAAUCGUGGUACCUCAGGAGUUUGACUUUUAUUUGCAGUCUCAUGCGAGUCCUCUAGGAACAGCUCGGCCAACGCAUUAUCACGUAUUGUUAAAUGAGGCCAAAUUUCCAGUUGAUGCUAUACAAAAUUUAACUUAUAAAUUAUGUCAUUUGUCCGUCAGAUGUAAUCUGACCAUAUCUCAUGUGACUCCCGUUCAUUAUGCCCAUCACAUCGCAAAUCAAGCCAAGCAUUUCGUUAUGUGGGAUGGUGCUAGUAGCGGAAGAUCUGUGACGUUACAAAUGCCACGUGUGAGAGAAUCAAAACCGAGAUUGAGAAUAUGA
This is a messenger RNA of Funneliformis caledonium, 2550 nucleotides long. Lineage: Eukaryota; Fungi; Glomeromycota; Glomeromycetes; Glomerales; Glomeraceae. The record is from the annotation of a GenBank genome assembly.